Molecule: messenger RNA, 2983 nt
Organism: Fundulus heteroclitus (mummichog)
Lineage: Eukaryota; Metazoa; Chordata; Actinopteri; Cyprinodontiformes; Fundulidae
Gene: map3k20a
Product: sterile alpha motif and leucine zipper containing kinase AZK
Exons: 20
Coding region: 282-2663 (793 amino acids)
Biological process (GO): protein phosphorylation
Cellular component (GO): cytoplasm
Molecular function (GO): protein binding; ATP binding; protein kinase activity
Source: RefSeq, a predicted model, not a curated record
AAAAUAUGUUGUGUUCAGUUGUUGCUGCUGUUGCGGGCCGGAGUUGCGCAACCAGCCAAACCCAGACUGGAGGAAAGAAGAAAUCAGAAAUGAAAGAGCGUACCAUGACACGUGAUUUCUCCGGAACUAAGACUUUUCUUUCUUAAAUUGGUUUCGAGCCCGGCGCUACAAGGACCAUCGAGCCGCUGCAGCGAGGCUUCACGCCGAUCUCUGAAUGUCGCAAUAGGUUGGGCUCAGACACCUUGUCCCGGCGCUGACCUGGAGCUGAGCCUCAUUAUGAGAUGUCGUCUCCCAGAGCGUCCUUCGUGCACAUCAGGUUCGAUGACAUCCUCUUCUACGAGAACUGCGGCGGCGGCAGCUUCGGCAGCGUGUACCGGGCCAGGUGGAUCUCCCAGGACAAAGAGGUGGCGGUGAAGAAACUGCUGAAGAUUGAGAACGAGGCGGAAAUCCUCAGCGUCCUCAGCCACCGGAACAUCAUCCAGUUUUAUGGCGCAGUUGUUGAGGCUCCAAACUAUGGGAUUGUCACCGAGUUUGCAAGCGGUGGCUCCCUGUACGAUUACCUGUCGAGCGAUGAGAGCGAGGAGAUGGAUAUUAAGCAGAUCAUGAGCUGGGCUGCAGAGAUUGCUAAAGGAAUGCACUAUUUACAUUCAGAGGCCCCGAUUAAGGUGAUCCACAGAGACCUGAAAUCCAGGAAUGUUGUUUUGGGGGCAGACAAAGUUCUCAAGAUCUGUGAUUUUGGGGCAUCCAAGUUCUUAUCCCACACGACGCACAUGUCCUUGGUGGGAACGUUUCCCUGGAUGGCUCCGGAGGUCAUCCAGAGCCUCCCUGUGUCAGAGACCUGCGACACCUUCUCCUAUGGUGUGGUGCUUUGGGAAAUGCUAACUCGGGAAAUACCCUUUAAAGGCCUGGAAGGCUUACAAGUAGCCUGGCUUGUGGUGGAGAAAAAUGAGAGGCUGACCGUCCCGAGCUGCUGUCCUCCCAGCUUUGCAGAGCUCAUGAGAAAGUGCUGGGCUGCAGAGCCAAAAGAAAGGCCGAUGUUCAAGCAGAUCCUGUGCACUUUGGAAUCUAUGUCUAAAGACAGCCAACUUCCUGAACAGUGCAACUCUUUCCUUCACAACAAGGCUGAAUGGAGGUGCGAGAUUGAAGCUACACUCGAGCAGCUGAAGAAGCUAGAGAGGGACCUCAGCACCAAGGAGCAGGAGCUGAAGGAGCGGGAGCGUCGUCUGAAGAUGUGGGAGCGCAAACUCAUCGAACAGUCCAACACUACGUUGCUACCCACCCUUGACAUAUACACCUGGACAGAGGAACAUGUGUAUUUCUGGAUGCAGCAGUUAUUUGGUGCAGGAAGUGAUAUGUGUGGAAUGCAGCUUUACGCCGACCUAUUUAAAGAAAACCACAUCACCGGGAAGAGGUUGCUGCUGCUCACAGAGAGCGACAUGCGGGACAUGGGAGUCAAGUCCAAAGGCCACGUCAUGCACCUUAAGGCGGAGAUUGAAAAGUUAGCCAAUGAUUACCUGGGGAUACUGCACUUCCCACCACUGCUGAAGGAUGAGCUGGAAAAGGAGGUAGAACAGAGUAAAACCGUCAAUCUGGAGCUGGUGUUUGGGUACCACUGGAAACCAGGAAGAGGAAAGUCUGACUGCAAAUGGAAAAUGUACAUGGAGCUUGAUGGAGAUGAGGUUGCCGUAACCUACAUCAAAGAUGUCAUCUUUAAUGCCAACAGGCCGGAUGUGGAAGUCCUGCGGAUGACUAAGCCACCGUUUCUGAUGGACAAAUGGAUCGUUGGAUUAGAACAGAACCAGAAAAUAGACUUCACAGUCAAUUACGAGAAUGAUGUCAAGUCACCAAAGUCGACCAGACACAGCAGCCUGUUAGUGUGGACCCACAGUGGCGGACAAGAUGAGAUAAAAAACGUGGAGCUGGUCAUUGAAAUGGCUCCAGUUACCCCAAACCCCAGAGACAGAGACAACUGUAAUUUUGACCUUGCAUGGAUGAACAAUGUACGGCAUAAGCACAUGGUGACCCAGAAGUCGCAGCCUAAGACGGACCGCCUGAACAGCUCGGACGCCCGCACGCUGCCUCAGUUCCUCUCUGCGCACGAAAGCCAAGCGUCUUCUUACGCCGCCGCUGUGCGCCGCUCUCCAAACCACCUCCGCGGCACUCCCUGGAGCGACUCUCGCUGCUCGUCGCCGACCGGCAGCCUGUCGGCCAAACUGUCGCCGCUCCGCCUCGGGUCAAAGGGGAGCAGUCCCUCCAGCACUACAUCGGAGAGCACAUCGGAGCGCCCGCGCAGCGCCGGAGCCAUGUACGACCACCGCAGGAACAACUACUUUGACAAGACGUCGGCAGGGGGAGGGGGGCAGGGGAGGGGGCAUGGGUGGACCCACAACAGAGGAGGCAAUAAGGGCGGAAAAGGCUCACGGCAGCCGGGGAGGCCACGAUCAAAUAGUUACAGCGUCAUGCCACAGAGCCACCCACCUCUGAUACCGGGUAUACUGUCUGUGACAAGAAGCCCCAGUGAGGAAAAAGGGGGAAAAGUCAGCGAUGGAGGCUGGAUCAAAGUAGAGCGACACAAAAAGUCACAGCGUCAGGACAAUAAACCGGUCAGAGGUCGAGCGAGGAGAGAAGGAAGGGGAGGACGUGGCGCUGGAGGAAGACCCUAAUGUGGAUCACGUAUGAGCUGACGGCUCCUAUCAGAACAUGACAUGCAUGUUGGGAGGGAACCAUCAUGAGGUGUGGGGUGUAUCAGUGAAGCGUCGACUUCUUUCACAUGUCCCUUUUUAGAAUAAAAUCAGAGUCCGUGUGCCCAUAAUGUAUUUAUUAUUACACAAAAAUAGAUUGUUCUGUCUUUUAUUCAUUUUAUUUCAUGGGCUGAAUAGAAGAUGAUCUCAACUGAUAUACUAUUCCAAGAGGAGUAUUUAUAACUGUUGUUUUAUGCAAAUAGCAGCAAAAUACCAAAAUAAAAUAAAAACUUUUUUUUUUU